AUGUCAAAUCUAGUUAAAGGUCUCGCUGGUGACCUCACUGGAUCUGCAGACGUUUGUAAGAUCGUCGCAGACUUUUCUAAGUGCUUAGCAUCAGACUAUCUUCUUCCAAACGAGACUAUUGCCUUCUCUAUGGUGUCCGUCAAGGAGGAGUUUACGUUCACUAACAUGGCUUUGAUCCUGCUAGAAGGUGAGAGUGCAACCACUACUCGCAAGCUCGUGGAACGUUACGACUACAAGGAUAACAUCAUUCAAAGCGUCAAGUUUGAAAGUGCUGGACACGUCGACCGCGACUGCGAGAUCAAGUUUCUCAUAGGUAACAAAAACAUUUCGAUUGACAUUACAAAGAGUGAGCAAACGUCAGCUCGAGGAAUCUACAAAGUACUAGAGCUACUGGGUCGAGCUCAGAGCUCAAAUGAGCGUCUGUGGGAGAUAAGUACUCUGAGCAUCAAGCACGCAAGUGACUCAUUACGUUUGACUGAAAAUAGUGGUCAAACACUGCAUAAGCAAGCAGACGAAGCAACUGCGUGGCUUCAUGAUGCGUACAAGCGCACCCAUCCUCAUUGCUAUCGUGAUAUUAUUCAAAAGGCGUUUUCAGAUCUUCGACUUGUGGAUCCGGUUACUCAGUAG
Plasmopara halstedii is the source of this 627-nucleotide messenger RNA. Its product is annotated as Bacterial PH-like domain. Bases 1 to 627 code for a protein of 208 amino acids. The transcript has a single exon. The record is from RefSeq and is a predicted model, not a curated record. Lineage: Eukaryota; Oomycota; Peronosporomycetes; Peronosporales; Peronosporaceae.